CAGCUCUGGUUAUUGAGCAGUGCUAAAUGGCGUAUACAAAAUUAAAGCAACGAUUGGGAAACAUUAUAUAUUUUUAAAGAAAAAUGGAAGUUUGCGGCAGCGUGCUGGUGAAUACGAAUUACCAGCAGUUCCGGCUGAAGUGCAUUUACUGCCCGACAGAGAGCGAACUUCAUGAUUGGAAGCUGUUCAUAAACCAUGUGCGGACAUCACAUUAUUCCGAGGAGGACGAAGCCUCUGCCAAUGCCCCAAUCAAAGAAACCACAGAUUCAUUAGAUCCUGAAAUCGAAUACGAUGGAAAUGAUUUUUAUGAUAUCAUUGAAACGGUUGAGGAAGAGGACCAAUGGCUAAAAUCUGAAAACAUGGAAGAGGAUGACGGUGAAUACCUUCCUGAAUCCAAUGAAGUGUCAGCUACAUCAGAAGGUGAUGCAGUCAGCUCCCACAAUGACUUGGCUGAUGUAAAGCCAGAAGGUUCUACGAGGUAUGAUAGUGGUAGCGAAUAUGAUUCCUAUGAGGAAGGAGCACCGCAACGACGGCGUCCAGGACGCCCACCAAUACGUACCAGACCGGAUCAAGUUUUCAAAUUCAAAGUGUCGUUUAUACGAAGCAAUCCCCGUGUGCUGCAUUUGAUCCAGGUGUAUAGGGAACACCCUUGUCUAUGGAAUCCAUCAGAUGAUUUUUAUGAAGAUGAGAACGUGCGGAAACAGGCGUACCAAUCGAUAAUAAGUCGUAUGGAACUAAAAACUGACGUCCUUUUGACUGUGGCCGAGCUAAAACGCACUCUUGUGCAGCUGCACACGCAAUAUGCCCUUGCAGGAGAAAUGAAAGCAAAGGGUAAGCUGGUCGGACUCGCAUCACGUUACUAUGCCAAAUGCGAAUUCCUCAGCGUGUCGCCUCCCGUAAAAGUAAGGCGAAUUGAAGAGGACAGUAACAUUAUUACAAUUAAGCUCGAUUUUAAGGAGGAUAAUUUAGUGACUAGCUCUUUUAUUGAGACGUAUGCCAACUACCCGAUGCUAUACAAUCCUUCACAUCCCGAUUUCUCUUCGAUAGAUAUACGAGCCGACGCCUAUGUUAAGUUUGCGGAGGAGUUCCAGCCUGUCGUGAAGGCGAAUGAAACGGACGUCUACAUAGCCGUGAAUAAGCUAAGGCGUUGGGCUUAUGAGGCUAUGAGACGUCUCAAAGCCAAAGAGCUCAUUGAGUCUUGCAAUAAGCAAGAGGUGCAGUACUUGCGUAUGUGUAGUUUCUUACCCGCUAAAGGAUCGGAAAGUGCUGUAUUAUAUUGCGAUACCUGCAACAGGCGAUUUCAUGGCGAUUACAACCUGCGCGUGCAUAUGUUUAAAGCGCACAUGUUGGGCGAUCUACCUUAUCUGUGUUCUAUGUGCCCAAGGCGCUUUGACAGGCAAGUGGACAUGGAACGACACAAACAACGCUCCCAUUUCGAUAAAGGGUUGAAGUGCGAAUAUUGCGAAAAAACCUUUGCUGUUGCCCAUGAUUUAAAAGUGCACACCCUUAUCCAUACCGGCGAGAGGCCGCAUGUGUGCGAAGUUUGUGGAAAAUCGUUCCGUCUGAAACUGCUUUUGGAUCAUCACAUAAACGGCGUUCACCUAAACAUUCGGCCCCAUGCCUGCCACUUGUGUGAUAAAAGUUUCCGCAAAAAGUUCGAGUUGUCCAACCACAUUAAAGGACAUUAUAAUAUUCGUGAUAAAAAAUGCGAGAUAUGUGGAGCUUCUUUUUACGACCAUUCUUCCCUGUCCAGACAUCGUCGAGGGCAUAGAGAAAAACAAUAAAUUUUUAAUUGAUAAUACAACGAUUUUUGACGAUGCAAGAGAAAAAAUUAUGUUUUCAUUUAAGACUCUACCAGUCAGCUACAAGAAUUUGU
Molecule: messenger RNA, 1876 nt
Organism: Drosophila bipectinata
Lineage: Eukaryota; Metazoa; Arthropoda; Insecta; Diptera; Drosophilidae
Biological process (GO): regulation of transcription by RNA polymerase II
Molecular function (GO): RNA polymerase II cis-regulatory region sequence-specific DNA binding; DNA-binding transcription factor activity
Source: RefSeq, a predicted model, not a curated record